AUGGCCAACACGACACUGCCCCUCAUACGCGCUCGCUUCUUCGCACAUGUGGAAUGUCUCCGCCCGGAUUUGGUGCCGCCGAUCUCUGCGCGUCCUACGCCCGACGCGAUGCGAGCACUACUUGACUGGCCGGACUUCGUCCACGUACUGGCUGCAUUCACUAAUGCAGUUCUCUCUGUCUUUACCUCGGUGAAAGAUAUCGAAGCAUUGAAGGGAGAUUUUGAAGGCAUUAUCGUCGAGCGCAAGAGCCGCUUCAAGAGAUUCUUCUCGGCAAAGCGGCACCGCGAAGAGCUGAAGGACGUCGUGGAACAGCUCGAGACCGCCAGAUCGAACUAUACUACUGCAUUGGCCACGCUGAACGCCAUGACGAUCGCCCAGGUCAAUAGCGAUGUGAGGGCUAUCGCACUCGUCCUGGACGCGCGCCCGAUAUACAUUCCCGGCACGCGUUGCGCGCAGGAUGUCACAUUACUAAGUGGCGCGAACCGAUUCGAGGAGAUUUGA
Peniophora sp. CBMAI 1063 is the source of this 501-nucleotide messenger RNA. NCBI's taxonomy places the organism in Eukaryota, Fungi, Basidiomycota, Agaricomycetes, Russulales, Peniophoraceae. The record is from the annotation of a GenBank genome assembly.